AUGGACCGCCCAACACCUAACAAUAACUUGGAAGACACUCCGUGGCCAAACACAGGGUUGGAGAGCUGGAGAAGCGAUGUGCUCAGGGAAUCUGCAUCUUUCUUCGUGACCCCAUCCCCCGAGCCCUUGGCCGCCCCGAGAAGCAUACCAGCUGUUGGAGGCCCCUCGUAUAACUAUCAAGUUCAGUAUCCAGCUAUUCCAGUUGCCCAACCUUUUGUUCCACCUCCUAUCUCGGUUCCAUCCGUCUACCUGAACCAGAACAUCUUCCCUAAGCCCAUCGACCAAGGUAACCCAAACCACGUCCCCACUCAUAGCAACAUUACAGCUUUUGCUCCAGAAAGUCCCUACCCCGAUGGCUAUCCAAGUCCUUGGUCUGAGUUCCCUCCAUCCCCGUCGACGCCGAAAAUUGGGGGCCCUCACAAAGAUACGAGCCACACACCUAUGGCAAAAUAUCUAUGCCCGAAUAUGAGACCUACCAGCAAGAGGAGCUUGAGCUUAACGUCUGUCCAUAGUGGAAGCACUGCUCUCUCUGCCACAAGCACCUGCGAUCCCGACUAUCUAAGCCCUCGGACCGACGUCACUCCAUCGCCUUCGACGUCAAACCAAGAUAAUCCUCUGGACGAGGUUGACAAGGGGCCUAGCAGGGCUAAGAGACCCUGUCUUACUCGUGGGACAUCCAAAAAGAAUGACGGCAAUGUUGGCGGCACCUUCCAGUGUUGGUGGGUAGGUUGUACCUACGAUCGACUCUUCUCACGCAAGGGAACCCUGAUGCGGCAUAUUGAGACACAGCAUGUGUCUCCGCGCGCUUAUAAAUGUCCAUCGUGCCCUCACGCUGCCAGUCGGAAGGAGAAUUUGAGAGCACACCGACAGUCGAUUCACAAGGAAGAUUUUUGA
Molecule: messenger RNA, 894 nt
Organism: Penicillium antarcticum
Lineage: Eukaryota; Fungi; Ascomycota; Eurotiomycetes; Eurotiales; Aspergillaceae
Exons: 2
Coding region: 1-894 (297 amino acids)
Source: RefSeq, a predicted model, not a curated record